Messenger RNA from Passer domesticus (house sparrow), 730 nucleotides. It is a transcript of the gene OVCA2, whose product is annotated as OVCA2 serine hydrolase domain containing. Gene Ontology annotation, molecular function: hydrolase activity. Gene Ontology annotation, biological process: response to retinoic acid. The transcript has a single exon. Bases 1 to 681 code for a protein of 226 amino acids. The record is from RefSeq and is a predicted model, not a curated record. Gene Ontology annotation, cellular component: nucleus; cytoplasm. NCBI's taxonomy places the organism in Eukaryota, Metazoa, Chordata, Aves, Passeriformes, Passeridae.
AUGGCGGAGGCGCGGCCGCUGCGGCUGCUGGCGCUGCACGGCUACCGGCAGAGCGCCCGCCGCCUCCGCCAGCGCACCGGCGCGCUCCGCAAGGCCCUGCGCGGCCGCGCCGAGCUGGUGCCCAUCGACGCGCCGCACCGCUUGCCCGCCGGCGCUGAGGACGACCCCGACGGGGACGACCCCCCCCGCGGCUGGUGGUUCUCCGGGCCCGGCACGUUCGAGGCGGGCGAAGCGGCCGCGGCUCCGGCGGGGCUGGAGGAGUCUCUGUCGGCCGUGGCGGCGGCCCUGAGGGAGCAGGGGCCCUUCGACGGGCUGCUGGGCUUCAGCCAGGGCGCGGCGCUGGCCGCCAUGGUGUGCGCGCUGCGGGCCCGCGGCGACCCGCGCUUCCCGGUGGCCUUCGCCGUGCUGGUGGCCGCGUUCGCCAGCCGCGCCCCGGCGCACGGACACUUCUACCGGGAGCCCAUCGCCCUGCCCACGCUGCACGUGGUGGGCGACACGGACGGCGUGAUCGCCGCGGCCCUGAGCAGGGAGCUGGCGCAGUGCUUCGUGGAGCCCGUGGUGCUCACGCACCCCGGCGGGCACUUCAUCCCCGCGGCUGCGGCGCAGAGGAAAGCCUACCUGGAGUUCCUGGAGCGCUUCUGCCCCCGGCAGGGCCAGGCCGAUGAGGCUGGGGAGGUGUGAGAGCGGGCUCUGUAAUAAAAAAAGGGCUCUGGUGAGCCACGAGCAGCCA